Messenger RNA from Aphidius gifuensis, 1083 nucleotides. RefSeq names its product MAPK regulated corepressor interacting protein 2-like. The record is from RefSeq and is a predicted model, not a curated record. Lineage: Eukaryota; Metazoa; Arthropoda; Insecta; Hymenoptera; Braconidae. The coding region runs from base 173 to 517 and encodes 114 amino acids. The transcript is spliced from 4 exons.
AUUACCCAUCACUGCUCAACACUGCUGUACAUAUGUAUAUGUCAUUAUGUUAUGUCAAAUUCAAUCGUUUGGCAUUGUUGAGCAUUAAAUCAAGAUUUAAAAAGUUCAGCAAUUUUGUUGAAAUUUUGCAAAUCGUUAAUUGAAGGAAUCCGUUUCGUGUCAUCGAAAAAAAAUGAGUGGAAGAUCACAGAUAACAACAUUGAACGGUAAAAGAUUACCGGGGGGAAAUAUACCAGUAAGACUCCAUUCAGGACCACAACAUGAUAGCGAAUCAUCACCCCAACACUUUGAUUUAAUAAAAUACAUUUACGAUUCAUGGAAUUCCGUUUCGAAAGAGCUCGAUACGUGUCACAACCAUUCACUUGCUGAUUCACAAAAUUAUCGAAACAAUGUAUCCGUGAGUUAUUACCAAGAGAGGGAACCAAAUCCAGAAAUCAAAGACUUUGAACCGUUUAAUCUGGAGGCAUGGUGGGGUCAGCGAGUGGUCCAGAGUAUAACGCGAAAUGCCAACUCCUAGUGUGAGGCCUUAUAUAUUAACUAAUAUCGCACAUACAGGUAUCAAAAACAUACGAAAAAAUUUUAAAAAAGUUUUUUUAAUUUAUUACCAGCUUAUUUCUUCAGAUGAUUUUAACAAUUAUAUUUCUUCGACUCAUCAAAUUGAAAUUUACUGCUUUGAAAAAAAAAGCAAAACAAUGCCUUAGAAUCAAUGAAAAACCAAUAAUGUCAAUUCCAGUAACCAAUUAAUAAAACAAAUGAAAUAAAAAAACAAUAUGUACUAAUUUUCAUGUAAUUGAUAUACAGUCAGAAGCUUCAAAAUGAGCAAUUAGACUUUCCUAGUAAAUUAAAAUUCUCAUAACGAAAAAAGUAAACAAGUUAUCGCAUCGUUCAAAUUUUAAAGUGAUGUAAUGCCUAUAAAAAAUAGCUCUGACUUAAGUGUGAAUGAUGUAAAAUUAGCAGUUAAUAAAAAUGUAGUAUUUAGUUAAUUGCAAAGAGCCAGAUUUAAUAAUUUCCAAAAAUGUUAUAUGCAUGUAAACAUGUUGUAGAUAUUCAAAUAAUAUUAAUAAAUAUUGUUCCGGGUCGAAA